Molecule: messenger RNA, 1778 nt
Organism: Culicoides brevitarsis
Lineage: Eukaryota; Metazoa; Arthropoda; Insecta; Diptera; Ceratopogonidae
Gene: rngo
Product: protein DDI1 homolog 2
Exons: 2
Coding region: 65-1498 (477 amino acids)
Biological process (GO): proteolysis
Molecular function (GO): aspartic-type endopeptidase activity; protein binding
Source: RefSeq, a predicted model, not a curated record
CUAUUUACAUUAAAUCGCAAGUCACAAAGCUCUGAAGAUUAACGCGUAAAUAUCAGAUAAAAUCAUGAAAAUUACAGUCACAACGCUCGCUGACUUCACAUUCGAGUUGGAUGUCGCCGAGGACUUGGAGUUGGAGAACUUUAAGGCGUUCUGCGAGGUAGAUACGGGCUAUCCAUCGAACGAAAUGGUCGUCAUCCACAAAGGUCGCCCACUCACGGAUAACAAGAAAACACUCAAGGAUUUUGGCGUAAAAGAUGGCGAUUUGGUCAUGUUGCAACACAUAAUGCAAGCGGUUGAAUCAGCGCGGAGUACGAUGCAAGCGAUUCGGGGAGCUGCAGCUUCUGGAGUUGGCGGAAAUUUGCCGAGUUUUGAUUUUAGCACGAUUCAAGUCCCAGGUUCGUCGAGCGGAGGUUCAGUUUCUCGUCCCAAUGCUCCGCCAGUUGCUUCUGCUUCAGAUCCGAAUUUCAGUGUGGGAGCUGAAGAUGAUCCCGCGACAGUUCGCGAUAUGUUUUUAUCGAAUCCCGAGGCACUUGGAUUGCUCAAACACAAUAAUCCUCGUUUGGCAGAUGCGUUAUUGUCGGGAAAUUUGGAAACUUUUGCCGCAAUGUUGCGAAAACAGAUUCAGGAAAAGAUGGAAAAGGAAGCACAACGACUCCGAAUGCUAAAUGCGGAUCCCUUUGACUCGGAUGCCCAACGUCUCAUCGCCGAAGAGAUUCGUCAGAAGAAUAUUGAGGCGAAUUUGAAUGCUGCAAUGGAAUAUAACCCGGAGACAUUUGGUACUGUCGUCAUGUUGUAUAUCGAUUGCAAGGUAAACGGGUUCCCGAUCAAGGCAUUUGUCGAUUCGGGCGCCCAAACGACAAUUAUGAGUGCGGCGGCAGCUGAACGUUGUCACAUCCAACGUUUAGUCGACAAAAGAUGGGCUGGCGUUGCCAAAGGCGUGGGCGUACAAAAGAUUAUCGGGCGCAUUCACAUGGUGCAAAUACAAAUCGAAGAUGUCUUCUUAACGUCGAGUUUUUCCGUGCUCGAGGAACAACCGAUGGACAUGUUAUUGGGACUCGAUAUGCUGAAACGACAUCAAUGUACGAUCGAUUUGCGUGAAAAUUGCUUGCACAUUGGCACGACACAAACAAAAACGCGAUUUUUGAAUGAAAAUGAGUUGCCCGAUUGUGCCCGCUUGACAGCUACAAGCCCGGAGGAAGAAGCAAAACUCAUCGAGCAAACGAGAAAAUUGCAAGAAGAGCUCGAGAUGAAGGAAGCCCUUGAACGGAGUAAACAAGAAGCUGCUGGCGGAGCUUCUACAUCCACAGCGGGAACGACACAAUCGCCCACGAAUGCCGCUACCACCGUUUUGCCUACAGACAAAUUUACGGAAGCCGAUGUGCAGGAACUCAUGAAACUCGGUUUCAAUCGGGAACAAGUGAUUGUCGAACUGCGAUCCUUCAACGGGAACAAGACUCAAGCGACUGCUGCACUCUUUGCAAAGUCCAUUAAAUUUUAAGUGUGUGCGCGGGUGUAUGGUAAACUACAAAAAAAAAAAACGGAACAUUUUGACCUCAAUUCAGCUCUUUUGAUAGUUUUUAAGGGAUUUGCUCAGUAAUAAUCUGAUAUUUUUUGCUUUUUCUCUCAUUUUUCCUUCAAAAAACACAUAUCGAACGCGAUUUUUGUCACGUUUUGAUAGAAAAAAGGUACUUUCUGAUAGUUUUUUAUACUAUAAUGUUGAUUAAUGACUAAUUUUAAGUCGAUAACUUAACAAAGAUUUAACGAAUAAAGAUUUUUAU